Messenger RNA from Cadophora gregata, 3453 nucleotides. It is a transcript of the gene CIN8, whose product is annotated as kinesin motor protein cin8. Gene Ontology annotation, molecular function: plus-end-directed microtubule motor activity; ATP binding; microtubule binding. The record is from RefSeq and is a predicted model, not a curated record. Gene Ontology annotation, biological process: mitotic spindle assembly; microtubule-based movement. Gene Ontology annotation, cellular component: nucleus; spindle microtubule. The transcript has 4 exons. Bases 1 to 3453 code for a protein of 1150 amino acids. NCBI's taxonomy places the organism in Eukaryota, Fungi, Ascomycota, Leotiomycetes, Helotiales, Ploettnerulaceae.
AUGCGCCCUCCUCCACGGCCCUCAACGGCUAGAGCACCAUCCCAAGCGCCUUCAAAUCGCAUUGAUCGAUCUGGCGCAAUAUCCCCAGCCGGUUCGGUGGUUUCAGUGGCCACAACGGUUGGGGGGACGAAACGAAAGGAGCGGGACUUCGAGCACGAUGAAGAGGAGACAAACAUCAAUGUUGUUGUAAGGUGUCGAGGGCGUAAUGAAAGAGAAGUCCGAGAGAACAGCGGAAUGGUUCUUACAACAAAUGGAGUCAAGGGCAACAGUCUAGAACUAUCCAUGGGACCCAGCGCACUGAGUAACAAGACCUACCAUUUCGACAAGGUAUUCUCCUCCGCUGCGGACCAAGCGAUGAUAUAUGACGAUGUCGUCACACCAAUUUUGAACGAGAUGCUUGGGGGAUACAACUGUACGAUCUUCGCCUACGGUCAAACUGGAACCGGAAAAACAUACACCAUGUCUGGUGACAUGAAUGAGACUUUCGGAAUGCUGUCUGACGCAGCAGGAAUAAUACCCAGGGCGCUGCAUGCGCUGUUCAACAAGCUCGAAAUGGACGAUGCGGAGGCCUCUGUAAAGUGCUCUUUCAUCGAGUUGUACAACGAAGAGCUGCGCGACCUGAUCUCUCCGGAUGAGAAUGCGAAAUUGAAGAUCUACGACGACAAUACGAAGAAGGGUCAUUCGAGUACGAUUGUACAGGGCAUGGAGGAGUCGCAUAUUAAGAGCGCCAUUGACGGUAUCAAGCUUUUGCAAGAUGGAAGUCAUAAGCGACAGGUCGCAGCAACAAAAUGUAACGAUCUGAGUAGUCGAAGUCACACAGUUUUCACCGUGACAGCCUACAUUAAAAGGACUGGAGAUAAUGGCGAGGACUACAUAAGUGCUGGAAAGCUCAACCUUGUUGAUCUGGCUGGAAGUGAGAACAUCCAGCGGAGUGGAGCUGAGAACAAGCGUGCUGCGGAAGCAGGGUUGAUCAACAAGAGUUUGUUGACUCUCGGAAGAGUGAUCAAUGCCCUCGUCGAUCGUGGAUCCCACAUUCCGUACCGUGAGUCGAAGCUCACACGGCUUCUUCAGGACUCUCUAGGUGGACGGACGAAGACCUGUAUCAUUGCGACAGUUUCACCUGCAAAAAGUAAUCUGGAAGAAACUAUUUCGACAUUAGAUUACGCUUUCCGUGCCAAGAACAUUCGCAACAAACCCCAAGUCAACCAGAUGAUCAACAAGAAGACGUUGCUCAAGGAAUUUACGUUUGAGAUUGAGAGGCUGAAGAGCGAACUGAUUGCAACGAGACAACGCAAUGGUGUUUAUCUGACAAAUGAGAAUUACGAGGAGAUCACCGUGGAGAGCGAGUCUCGAAGGAUCCUUAGUGAAGAGCAAGCGGCCAAAAUCGAAAUGAUGGAGACCAACUUACGGAAUAAAGUCCAGGAGCUGUAUUCUUUGACCUCCAACUUCAUGACCUUGAAGAAGGACAACGAAAGUACGAAAGCUGUACUCGAUGAAACGAAAGACAUUCUUGAGCAAACUGAAUCUGUCCUCUCGAAUACCCGACAAAGUUUAGCUGAAGAGACCGUCUUGCGGAAAGCUCAUCAGCAAACCGAGGAGCAGCUUAGUACUGUUGGGAGUGAACUUUUGUCCACGCUUAGCAGAACAGUCCAUGAUGUGGGGGGGCUUCACGCUAAGAGCAGGAGGAAAUCGGAUCUUCAAUCUCUGAAUCGUAACGCCUGGGGUUUGUCCCAAGCACAAGUUGCUGAGGUUACGAGUCUCGUGGAGAGCAGAGUAGAGGAGUUCCGUGUUCAACAGCAAGAAUUGAUGCAAACUGUUUCUACCAGAAUGCAGUCCUUCGUUGCGGGAGAAUUGGCGAAAUUGUCUACUACGCAGUCCUUCCUUGAAGAGAAUGUAUCUAAGUUUGAGGGAUCGGAGAAGGAGGUUUCAGAGCAGACGAAAUCGGCCAAAGAAGAGAUGGAUUCUGUUCUAGAAGAGAUCAAGACACUUCGAGAAGAGGUGAAGACUCGCGUUGGCGAAGGCCUUCAUGGGUUGUCCGUUGCAGCUGAGCGAAUCUCAGCAGAGGUUAUUAGUGAACUCGGUGCCUUUCACACACAACUUCACACUUCCUACAGCUCACUUGGCCGAGACUUCAAGGGUCUUUUCGAAGAUCUUCUCAAGCAUAUCCAUGCCCAAAAGGCCGAGGCCGACAAUCUGCGUCAACAAUUGACCACAGCAAGCGAGCUUGCCAUGCAGUCAAAUUUUGCUGCAUCUUCACGUUUGGAUGAGGUGCUGCGGGAGGAGCGAGAACAAGCAGCUGCCGAUCGCCAAAGCCUUCUUUCGCAGAUCACCAGUCUCGUUGUGGCUCACGGCGAUGCACAAGACUCUCGUCUUACUUCGAAGAUCCAGGAGGUUCAAAAAGAUGUUCUGGCGUCUAAGGAAGGCUUCGAAUUAUCCACAGCUCAGUACAGCGCGGGGAUGGAUGCCUGGAAUGAGAAGGAAACGAUGCUGGUUGAAGAAGUUCUUCGCUCUAGGGAGACCUUGAAGAGCAAAUUGAAGGAAGACUGGGUCGCUGCUAACAAACACAACACGACUCUCCAAGCCGCCACCAACUCCGUACAUGCAGAAACAGUUCGCAUUGUUGAUGAGCAAAUGAAGGAUAUUGAGAUCCAAAUGCGAGCUCUCGAUGAUUUCGUCACCCGUGCACGCUCACAAAAUGCCCAGCACCACGACAGCCACGCUCAAUCUCUUCAGAAUCUUUCCAGCACCGUGAAAUCUUCUUACUCCAAUAUCGGUACGCACUUUACGUCAACGUACGAACGUGUCCGGGAUCUUGGUGACGAAAUGUCUACCAAGACCGCUAUCCUCCAAGAGUCACUUGCACCUCUGGAUUCUGUAUUGAAAGAGCCUCUCACAACUUUGCGUGAGAACAUCACAAGCACAUCUUUCCAGGAAUACAAACCUACGGGUGAAACUCCGCAGAAGAUUCAAUAUACUUAUCCAACUGAGCUACCACGAACCGAAGCACACGAAGCUCUCCUCGCGGCAAUGCGCAGACCAACUGAGUUCAGGAGUCCGAGCAAAAGUAUGACAUCAGUGGUUCCAGUCAUAUUCAACGACGAGCAAUCGACAUCUUCCCACAGUCGACAGUUCUCUCACUCUCUCGGAGCCUCAAUCUCUCGCCCUCAAACCGACCUGGAACUCACACGUCCAACAACAAGCGGUAGUACUGGUCUUCGCGAAAUGGACGUCAAUGUCCAGCCUAGUGCCGCUGCAAACGAGGAACAUCAAAGUCAGAUACCGAGCUUCAAACGUAGUAUCAGCUCAUCUGCAAAACUGCCUGUCUUGAAGAGCAAGAAGAGUGUUAUCGCGUUAGAGGGACGAGAGAAUGUUUUGAGUUCAAGUGUCGGUCCUGGAAAUCCGCUGGCGCAGGUACAGAGUACUGGACGGAGGAGAAGUCCUAGGAAUGGUUAG